AUGUCGGAACGAAGAUCCUCCGAUGGUAAGACAGAAGUGCGAGCCAGAUUUACUGCUGAACCGGGGGCUCCCACGGGGAAACCCCAGGCAUCUCCACUCUUGUCGUCAACUCCACCAACAGUUGCAAAGUCGUUGGUGAAAUCAUACCCGUACCUUUUGAUCGUCAACAAAGCGUUGUCGAUAUUCACAUGGACCAACGAUGAUUAUUGGGUCAAUUUGAUCAUAGUGUGCAUGUACUCGCUCUUGGUGGUGUACUUUGAAAACAUUAUUACGUGGAGUGGGCAUCUUGUUGUGGUGGCCAUCUUGGCACUCUAUGCUCUUUUGAACCACAAAAUCACUCAGGAGACCAACCUGAAACCAACGUUGGACGACGUAGUACAGGCCCUUACCACCACCUGUAUCAAGGCAGAUAUGUUGUUGGAUCCAAUUACAUCGUUGGCGUUGUCGGCUCACGAUAUUAAACGGCUACUUUUCACCACCGUUUUCCUCACUCCACUCUACCUUAUCGUUACACUUGUGGUGAUUCCUCCCCGGACAAUUUUGCUUGUGGUUGGGGUGUAUUUAUUGACAUAUCACUCUGUCUACAUGAGAGUAACUCGUCGGAUCAUUUGGAAGCUCAAAAUUGCUCGUCUCAUUUGUUUCUACUUGACCGGCCUUGACUUCCAGAACCGUAACCACAUUUUUGCAGCCGCUUUCGCCAAGGUGCAAAAGGGCAACACUAAUAACGGCUUGGGUGAUCCUAAUAAGCCGGUACGGUUUGCCUAUGUCGUUUACGAAAAUCAGCGACGGUGGUUGGGUAUAGGCUGGACCGCCAACCUUCUUUCAUACGAAAGAGCACCUUGGACCGAUGAAUUCCUCAACGAGAGCCCUUCGGUAGAUAAGUUUGAACUCCCAAGCCCAGACAAUGACUACUCUUCUGGCUCUUCAGCAAUGCCUAUGGCUUCGGGUGCAACAUGGAGAUGGGUCGAUAAGUCCUGGCGCCUCGACCUUACCAACGAUGGUGCUAUCACUUUAAACAAAAGAUCAAAGACCACUGCUGAUCCUGGCCCUGAUGAAGGGUUCAUUUACUAUGACAAUGUAUGGAAAAAGCCAUCUACAGAGGACUCGUACUCCAAGUAUACUAGAAGAAGACGGUGGGUACGCACAGCCGAAUUGACUUUUGCCAAAGCUGGAACUACAGAAAAGGAAUCAGAGAAGUCAAUUGAUAUUCCUCUUGAAUCUUCUGACCAAAAAUCAGGUAAAAAACUUCGGUUUGCCGAAUCUGAUGUCAGUAUCACCAGUGAAGUCGACGACGAUGCCAUCCACGCCUCUCUCGAAGACGAAAAGUCUCCACUCGUCCAGGAUAAGAAGAACGACUAG
Messenger RNA from Meyerozyma guilliermondii ATCC 6260, 1359 nucleotides. Its product is annotated as peroxisome biogenesis protein. NCBI's taxonomy places the organism in Eukaryota, Fungi, Ascomycota, Pichiomycetes, Serinales, Debaryomycetaceae. The transcript has a single exon. Gene Ontology annotation, cellular component: peroxisomal membrane. Gene Ontology annotation, biological process: peroxisome organization. Bases 1 to 1359 code for a protein of 452 amino acids. The record is from RefSeq and is a predicted model, not a curated record.